Rotaria socialis is the source of this 765-nucleotide messenger RNA. NCBI's taxonomy places the organism in Eukaryota, Metazoa, Rotifera, Eurotatoria, Philodinida, Philodinidae. The record is from the annotation of a GenBank genome assembly.
AUGAUGCAUAAUGAGCCAAUCCAAACACUUCCACUAACACCAACACAAUCAAAUGGGGCAUUUCUCGAUUUCACUAAUCAAGAACAAGCAUCAUCGAUAGAUAUUGUAAAUCCAGUCAAUCAGCAAUAUUCAAAUUUUAUUCAUAAUUCUUAUCCAAUACCACAAGAACAAUUCUAUUCAUCGGCUUAUUCGUAUCCGUAUCAUAUACCGUAUUCAUCAUUAACUAUUGAUUCGAAUAUUGACGAUAAGCCUCAUUAUGAUAAUCCACCGAAAUUAACAAUAAAAGGAAAAAAAAUUCGUAAACCAAGAACGAUCUAUUCGAGUAUGCAAUUGCAAGUGCUUAAUAAACGUUUUCAACGUACACAAUAUCUGGCACUACCCGAACGUGCUGAAUUAGCUGCAUCGCUUGGUCUCACACAAACACAAGUGAAAAUUUGGUUUCAAAAUAAACGAAGUAAACAAAAAAAAGUUGUUAAAAAUGUUAGUCAUCAUUCGUCGUCGCCUUCUUCCGAACCCUCUAACCCGAAUUUAUCACCACAUCAUCGUGCAUCACGAUCGAUAAACAAUAAAUCUACUGAUUCUAUGUUUUUAGUAAAACCCGAACAACAUCAACCAAUAUCAGCACCUUCAUCAGCCAAUUCAAAUUCAUUUAUGAUUGACGCUACAUCAUCAUCAUCACACGGACACGUGAUGGACUAUGCAAACCAUCCAAAUAGCUUUUGGUCUUUGCCACGAUCGCUGCCACCUCCGUAUUCCACUAGUUAG